Molecule: messenger RNA, 615 nt
Organism: Trichophyton verrucosum HKI 0517
Lineage: Eukaryota; Fungi; Ascomycota; Eurotiomycetes; Onygenales; Arthrodermataceae
Exons: 2
Coding region: 1-615 (204 amino acids)
Biological process (GO): vesicle-mediated transport
Cellular component (GO): Golgi membrane
Source: RefSeq, a predicted model, not a curated record
AUGACGCUCGCCGAAGAGUUUAGAUCAAGAAAUUUCAGUAAGUCUAUCAGACGGACUUCCUGGCCUGUUCCGCAUAUGCUAACAAGCAGUCCUCCAGGCAUCUACGCACAAUGGUUAGCCACUCCUACUGCUUCCUCCGACUCCAGUCUAUCCAGCCGAGGAGUCCUGCUGGUUGCACGGCCAUUAUACUGGAAGCUAACACACUAUAUAUAUAGGACCGGAAUCCUCUCCAUGCUAAUAUGCUUUGCUGUUGGAAUUUCUAACCUCUUUCGUGUUCCAUCUAUCAUACUUGCAUUCAGCAUAGUAUGCCUAGCUUGUUCCCCAGUCAUCCUGUUUAUCGAGGUACCACUGCUCCUGCGCAUCUGCCCUACUUCGUCCAAGUUUGACGCCUUCAUCCGCCGUUUCGCGUCCAACACAAUGCGUGGAGUUAUCUACCUUGCCAUGAGCGUCAUUCAGUGGCUCAGUCUUGUGUCAAAGGAAGCUACGAGCUUGAUUGCGGCAGCCGUUUUUCUUCUCUUUACCGCCAUCUUCUAUGCUCUAGCUGCUGCUAAGGGCCAGGAAUUCACCGGAAGUAAGACCCUUGGUGGACAAGGCGUUGCGCAAAUGAUGGUCUAA